Callorhinchus milii (elephant shark) is the source of this 2338-nucleotide messenger RNA. RefSeq names its product angiopoietin-1. Gene Ontology annotation, biological process: Tie signaling pathway; angiogenesis. NCBI's taxonomy places the organism in Eukaryota, Metazoa, Chordata, Chondrichthyes, Chimaeriformes, Callorhinchidae. Gene Ontology annotation, molecular function: receptor tyrosine kinase binding. The record is from RefSeq and is a predicted model, not a curated record. Bases 170 to 1660 code for a protein of 496 amino acids. The transcript is spliced from 9 exons.
CUAAAGAAAAAGUAUAACUGGUCAGAUACCUUGGUCAGAUAUCUGACGAAAGAUUGUUUUUCUACCUUUCUGUGAAUUGCACGAAUAUUUUGAUUCUCACCCCCAGUUCUCUCACCGUGAUAUUUGAGGAAAAAACGCGAAAGAAAAGAGAGUGAAAUCGGAAAAGGAGAUGCGGGCAAUGGAUUUGCUUUGUGCGGCUUUGCUGUGUGCAGUGCUGACUAACUCGGCCUGUAGCAGCCAGCGGAGGGGCACGGACAGCAGCGGCAGACGCUUCAACCGAAUCCAGCACGGUCAGUGCAGCUACACAUUCAUCUUGCCAGAGCUCGAGGGGAACUGCCACGAAGCUUCAGAACGUUAUGACACCAACGCACUUCAGAGGGAUGCUCCGCACGUGGACAGUGACUGGUCCUCGCAGAAGCUGCAACACCUGGAGAAUGUGAUGGAUAACAACACACAGUGGUUACGAAAGCUUGAAAACUACAUUCAAGAGAGCAUGAAGAUGGAGAUGGCUCAGAUACAACAGAAUGCCGUCCAGAACCACACAGCCACUAUGUUGGAGAUAGGCACCAGUCUGUUGAGUCAGACAGCAGAACAGACACGCAAACUCACAGAUGUUGAAACGCAGGUGUUGAAUCAUACAUCGAGACUUGAAAUUCAGCUUUUGGAAAAUUCUCUGUCCACAAACAAGUUGGAGAAACAGUUGCUUCUUCAAACCAAUGAAAUAAAUAAACUGAAUGAAAAGAACAGCUUUCUGGAGCAGAAAUUUAUAGAAAUGGAAGAUCGACAUGAAGAAGAGCUCAAGACACUAAGGCAAGAGAAAGCAAGUCUCCAGGAGCUGGUGAACCGUCAGAGCCACGUCAUUGAUGAGUUGGAAGCCCAGCUGAACCGAGCUACUGUGAAUAACACCAGCCUGCAAAAGCAACAACUGGAACUGAUGGAGACUGUGCACAAUCUUCUCAAUCUUGUAUCACAAGAAAGAGCUGCAUUAAAAUGCACCAAAGAGAAAUCAUUCAAAGACUGUGCAGAGGCCUAUCAUGCUGGUUUCAAUACUAGUGGGGUCUACAGUAUUCAUAUCAGCAACACGUCAGAGCCCAAAAAGGUGUACUGUAAUAUGGAGACUGCAGGGGGUGGCUGGACAGUCAUACAACACAGAAAAGAUGGCAGUGUUGAUUUUCAAAGAACCUGGAAAGAAUAUAAAAUGGGAUUUGGCAGUCUAGCUGGUGAACACUGGCUAGGAAAUGAGAUGAUCUUCCUACUAACUAGCCAGCGCCAAUACUCUUUAAGAAUCGAGCUCAGAGACUGGGAGGGAAACCGAGCAUAUUCCUUUUAUGAGAAGUUUCAAUUGGCCAGUGAAAAGCAAAACUACAGGCUCUUUCUGAAAGGUUACAGUGGCACUGCAGGGAGGCAAAGCAGUUUGGUCUUACAUGGAGCAAGUUUUAGCACCAAAGAUCUGGAUCAUGACAACUGCAUUUGCAAGUGUGCUCAGAUGUUAACAGGAGGAUGGUGGUUUGAUGCCUGUGGACCAUCCAACCUGAAUGGAAUGUAUUACUCCGCUGGACAAAACCUAGGAAAACUGAAUGGAAUAAAGUGGCACUACUUUAAGGGCCCGAGCUACUCCUUACGGGCUGUGGCCAUGAUGAUUCGGCCAUCGGUCUUCUGAAUCAGAAGAUUUUCAUGGGACAGAAACACUUAACAUCUGAAACUGGAUCGAAGGAAUUUUUGAACAUUUCCUCGAGCGAUCCUUUCUUCUCUCUCUGUAACAAUGGAUAUAAAGUACUGAUGGAGCCAAGACUCCAGGUCCAUUAACAAGCUCAUUCUAUCACCAGCCUACGGGCCACAUUAACACGUCAUGAUUUAUUUUUAAUGGAAUGUUGACUUUGCUUUCUACUGUUUGGCUGAUUAUAUGGUAGACUGUGAUAGGUGUGAGCUACUUGAGUUGGGGAAUGAAAGAGAAGGGGAGGAAAGACAUUAAUACUUCAAAUAUGUGUAUCUGGUGAAUUAUACUGUGGCUUUUCAACUGCAGCCAUCACUUCAGCUUCAGUGAGCAUCAAUAAUAGAAUUACCUACGCACAGACUUUCUUUUCCAUGUGUUCCUUAGUCAGAUUCCACCUUGCAUUAUUUCAUGGAUUUCAGAGAUUGGGCGUAGAUUGGAAAUGGAUUGUGUGGCACCUGGUUUACCACAGCAGAGCAAUUCUGGUCGCAGCGCGGCAUUUCUUACUCCCAGUCGUGAUAACAGCUCCACAGAUGCAGGCUCACAGUCCUGUGUAUGGCUUCAUUUUUGUAACCCUUUCAAAGCUUCUUGAACAGAAUGAGUAAACAGAACAAUUCAAUUACAAGU